Messenger RNA from Spodoptera littoralis (African cotton leafworm), 4494 nucleotides. Lineage: Eukaryota; Metazoa; Arthropoda; Insecta; Lepidoptera; Noctuidae. The record is from the annotation of a GenBank genome assembly.
AUGCGGUGGUUGAAGGCAGCUUGCUGGGCACUGCUGGUGCUACCGGCAACCUGCAAGGAACUGUCAGAGGUUCCAAUCCGCGAGGAGAUAAUACAAGAACUACCGCAGGCCCAGGAUCCCGAUCUCAUCAACUAUGACGAUUACAACCCUACUUUCGAAGAAGAUGAAAAUGCUGUCAUAGGCGAUAGAUUCCGUGAACCAUCAAGCACCACGCCGCCUUACCGAAGACCUACUCCGGCAAGAACGGUUAGACCGACUCCCAAAUGUGUGGACAUUGGUCGGACGUGGAAUGAGGGAGAGAACUGGAAGCGGGACAACUGCACCCUCUGCCAGUGCCACGCUGGACGUGUCAACUGCUCCACCAUACCUUCCUGUCUUACUUCUACUCCGACAAGACCAGUGUUAAUCGGCGCAGCGGCUCAACCAACGACGCCGGUGCGCGGAUCUGUUGGCUUGCAAGGAGACGAUGGACCGCCCGGCCCGCCCGGACAGCCUGGCGUCAACGGCGUCCCUGGAGCCCCUGGCUUGCCUGGACCCGUUGGACAAAUGCCUGACGUAAACGCAUACUUGGCUCAACUGGCGGCUUCAGCUGGCGGUGACAAAGGACCUCCAUUCGAUCCAUACCAGUACAUGCAAGCUUCCGUCGGCACCCCGGGCGUCAGAGGCAUACCAGGACCACAAGGCCCUCCCGGCCCACAAGGUUUCCAAGGACCGAGGGGAGAGCCUGGAGAACCAGGUCUUCCUGGACAACUAGGACCACCGGGCGAAAGAGGACCCCAAGGAUUACCUGGAAAAGAUGGUUCACCAGGAGAUGACGGAGAACCCGGCCCUGCUGGUGUUAUAGGUCAAACUGGACCUCGUGGUCUCCCAGGAGUACCUGGUAUUCAAGGUUUGAAAGGACAUCGAGGUUUUGACGGCAAAGAUGGUGCUAAAGGAGAGCAAGGAUUGCCAGGAGAAAAAGGACCUACUGGCAUGCCUGGUCCUAUGGGUCCAGCUGGACCUGUGGGCCCAGUUGGUGCAAGAGGUGAAAGAGGUCGUGAAGGUCCUCCCGGUCCUCCAGGAGUACGAGGCGUUGAUGGUGCUCCGGGACCCCAAGGAUUAAUGGGCAAUGUCGGCAAACCGGGUUCACCAGGAUUCCCAGGUGCUCCAGGGCUAAAAGGUGAACAGGGUGUUUCUGGACCAAAAGGUAGUCAAGGAAUGCAAGGACCUCGAGGCGAAGCAGGUCGUCCUGGACAACCCGGUGAAGUGGGAACGCCGGGUAUACCAGGCCGUGAUGGUAUUCCUGGAGAAAAAGGUGUACAAGGGCAACCAGGGGCUUCAGGCCCACAAGGUUUCCCAGGACCUAGAGGAUUGCCUGGAGUAGCAGGAGAUGCAGGAUUACCUGGAUCAAAAGGAAUGCCGGGUCAACCUGGUGAACGAGGCCAAAAAGGAGACAGUGGAAUCAGAGGGGAACCUGGUGCACCCGGACCGCGCGGGCUACCUGGUAAUAUUGGUCCAGAGGGAAAACGAGGAAAGAGAGGACUGAGAGGACCCGCUGGCAAUGUAGGACCUCAAGGUGAAAGAGGAUUACAAGGCAUGAGGGGUCUACCUGGUGCAGACGGACCUAUGGGUGCUAAAGGUCAACCCGGUGAGAGAGGCGGUGUUGGAUUACCUGGAUCUAAGGGAAGUUCUGGCGACCCUGGCAGACCAGGACCUCAAGGCCUACAGGGACCAAGGGGAACUAUCGGAAGGCCUGGAAUGCCUGGAAAAACUGGUCCUCAAGGUGAAAGGGGCAUACCAGGAGCUGAUGGAAGGCCUGGAGAACAGGGAUCUCAGGGUAUUCAAGGUCCGCCUGGAUUAAUGGGAGGGCCUGGUGAACGAGGGUUGCAAGGUGAACCUGGUAAAGAUGGUGAGCCAGGACAAGCUGGACCUCAAGGACCGAAGGGUGAUGCGGGUCGCGACGGUGGUCCUGGAAUUCAAGGACCUCAAGGUGUCGCCGGACCUCCAGGAGAAAGAGGCCCUUCUGGACCUGCUGGACCUACUGGAUUCCCCGGUAUGCCAGGAGCAGCUGGUCUACCGGGUUCACCUGGUAAGGAAGGUGAGCCAGGCAUGGCUGGACCUUCCGGCCCACCAGGACCAUCAGGUCCUCGUGGAGAGAGAGGUUUCACUGGAGAUCGAGGACAACCAGGACAACCUGGAAGCCCGGGAGAAAAGGGAGAAACCGGCGCUCAAGGUCCUGACGGACCUCCGGGUCCCGAAGGUCUGAGAGGUAGCAAGGGUCAUCCAGGCUCUCCCGGUGCGAUGGGCUUGCCUGGACAACGUGGUCUAACUGGAGCUCCCGGAGAAAAAGGAGAAAGAGGCGCUGCUGGACCACCUGGCAAUGAUGGACAACCAGGACGACAAGGUGAGCAGGGUCCUCAGGGUCCUAUGGGUCCCGUCGGACCUGCUGGUGAACCUGCCGAGAGAGGAGAACCGGGAGCUCCUGGUAUUCCUGGAGAAUUAGGAGCCCCUGGAUCACCUGGAGAAAGAGGACAACCUGGACCUCAGGGUGCUCCUGGUUUAUCCGGCCCACCUGGUCUUACUGGAAUGCCUGGUCUGAAAGGCGAAAGAGGUUACGCUGGAGCUAAAGGUCAACAGGGGUCGCCUGGAAGCCCAGGUGUACCCGGUGAGUCUGGGCCACGUGGUCUGCCAGGUUUAGUUGGAGCCAAAGGUGCUCGCGGUGACCAUGGACCGAAAGGAGAAACAGGACAUGUUGGUUUGCCUGGAAGGCCAGGAGAUUUAGGACCACCGGGCCCACAAGGAAGUACAGGCCCCGCAGGUGCCCCCGGUAUACCCGGCGCUAAAGGAGCUACUGGUGACACUGGUCGCCCAGGACCCACCGGCCCUGUAGGUUUAGCUGGACCCCAGGGAGCUGAAGGACCAAAAGGUGAAAGAGGCAGCGAAGGCGAACCAGGCUUACAAGGUCCAACUGGUCCACCUGGAGCAGCUGGUGAGAGAGGACCUAUUGGUUUACCUGGUGUCAUUGGACCAGUUGGACCACAAGGACUGCGAGGCGCUCAGGGUGAAAGUGGGGCCCCAGGCAAACCAGGCGCAGAUGGUGCUCCUGGUACACCAGGAAAUCCAGGAUUACAAGGCCCACCAGGCCCAAUGGGUGAACCAGGUCCAGAAGGCCGUCCCGGCAAACAAGGUCAACCGGGUAUAUCGGGACGACCAGGUGAUAAGGGACCUACUGGACCUCCUGGCGCAUCAGGACCAGCUGGCCCACCAGGAUUACAAGGACCACCAGGACCGUCAGGACCUUCUGGACCAACCGGUGAACGUGGACCCAGAGGUGAAAGUGGACCACCGGGAGUUGACGGGCCUCAGGGACCCCCUGGCAAAGUCGGACCUGCUGGCCUCGAUGGCACUAAAGGAGAACGAGGAGAACCUGGUAUUGAUGGAGCUAAGGGACACGCUGGCUUGCCAGGUCUACCUGGAAUGGUUGGUGCUCCUGGAAGAACUGGAGAACGUGGUCUACCUGGACCAAUGGGACCUCCAGGAAAAGAUGGAGAAGUUGGACCACGAGGCACUCCUGGCCGUGAUGGAAGCCCUGGUCUGCAAGGACCACAAGGAUUACCUGGUGGCCGUGGACCACAAGGAGAAGCCGGUAGACAUGGAGCACCUGGACCAGCUGGUCCACCGGGUCCUCCUGGCCCACCUGGGGAGGGAUUGGCUUAUGAUGCUGCUGCUAUCGCUGCUAUGUUACAACAAGGUUCAGUGAAAGGUCCCGAUCCAUUAGGGGAUGACCCCAACUCUCUACCUCCUCGCUUCUUCAAGGAAGACAUGACACCAGCUGAACGUAAAGAAGUUGUGAUGAAAGCUUAUGAAAGACUGAAGGUGUCGCUCGACAAAUUCCUUAAACCUGAUGGCUCCAAGGAAGCACCAGCCAAAACUUGUGGCGAUAUUAAAUACCACCACCCUGAGUUUGAAAGCGGCCAAUAUUGGAUCGAUCCUAAUGGAGGUGACAUAAACGAUGCUAUUGUGGUGCACUGUGAGAUGGAAACUGGCAGUAGCUGCGUGUUCCCGAAACCGAUGCAGUCCCAGGACAUCACGUACGAUGGCAAGGAACACGAGCCAUGGCUGAGCGAAAUAGAUGAAGGAUUCACGAUUACCUACAAGGCCGACCACACACAACUGACGUAUCUACAGCUGAUGUCCACGAAAGCUGUACAGAAUGUAACCUUCCACUGUCGCAACACCAUCGGUUAUUACGACCCCACAGCCAACAACUACCGCCGCGGCAUCAAACUAUUGGCUUACAACGACGCUGAGAUCCUGCCCAAGGCUAACAACCGUUUGAGAUAUAAGGCCGUCUUGGAUGAGUGCCAACACAAGAGCUCAAACUGGGCGCGCACUAUCGUUGAGUACCAAACUGACAAGCCAGCUCGUCUCCCACUCUUGGAUGUAGCUGUUCGAGACGUCGGCAGACCACAACAGAUGUUCAGGGUCGAACUCGGAUUAGCUUGCUUCAGCUAA